Molecule: messenger RNA, 7414 nt
Organism: Betta splendens (Siamese fighting fish)
Lineage: Eukaryota; Metazoa; Chordata; Actinopteri; Anabantiformes; Osphronemidae
Gene: pik3c2b
Product: phosphatidylinositol-4-phosphate 3-kinase, catalytic subunit type 2 beta
Exons: 34
Coding region: 1106-5929 (1607 amino acids)
Biological process (GO): phosphatidylinositol-3-phosphate biosynthetic process; cell migration; phosphatidylinositol 3-kinase/protein kinase B signal transduction
Cellular component (GO): phosphatidylinositol 3-kinase complex; cytoplasm; plasma membrane
Molecular function (GO): 1-phosphatidylinositol-3-kinase activity; phosphatidylinositol binding; 1-phosphatidylinositol-4-phosphate 3-kinase activity
Source: RefSeq, a predicted model, not a curated record
CCUUUUAAAUGUGAUCAGGCAUUUUCAGAGCUUCAGGACAUGUGACGACAUGUUGACUUCAAACCUGGAGCCACAUGUUCUGUUCAUUAGAUCAAAAAAACCUUGUGCUUCAUUGCUCAGGUCUGGUUGUGGUUCAAGUGUUUAUAUCAGCAUCUGUCUGUGGCUGCUCUAACUUCUUGCUUCAGCAUCAGGCAACAACAACAUCCAAAACAACUUAAUACACAAACAAUGCAGAACUUUUUUCCUAAUUACUUUCAAAAGAGAAAUAGUUUGGAGUUAGUCAAGAACCCCAACAGAAAAUAACUGCUUGAAUUAGAUUUAUUUAUUAGAUUAUUAGAUUUAUUUGCUGGUUAUUCUUUGCAUUGUUACAGUUACUGUACAGUUAAUUUCGCCACCGUCCAGGUAUGAAGAUUCCAGAUUUCACCACCAGUCCGUCACACACACGGACACGUUUUCAGCCUCAGUUUGGUUGUUGAAUUUUUGUUCUUUUGGGUUGUUUUCAUUUCUGUGACUUUUUGGACAGAGGCGCCCACACAGGCCCAGUUUCAAACGACACUGAAUAAAAGCACCAAACUGCGCAGCACGACAUUUAUUUUGAAGACCCUGGCGGAAACCUUUUGUGUGUUGUCUGACUUGACGCAGCGCAGCUGCCGAGGAGCUGCUGACGCAAGCCCGAAACUGUCGCUAGAGACCAGGCUGCCGGAGCCGCCUCGCGCCGCGGCUGCUUUGUUCAACCAGUCAAGAGAGACGGACACAGCGGAGCCGGUUCCUCCGUCUGCAUGUGAGGAGAACCGUCCAAGCCGACGACCGGAGGCUGUUCCUCCGCGAGAAGCCGAGCAGGAGGCGACGGUUCGGCAGCACCGAUGUGAUUUCAGCAGAAAAGUGAAGCACUUGAAUUGUAAACCACCGCCUGGCCCCGGAGAGCGUAAACCCAGAGCCAGAGGAGCCACUCUGUCUAACAUACGUAGAGAAGCUGCAGCAUCAUCUACAAGACAAUCAACCUGUUCAUAAGGAUUAAGCUGGUCUUCAGUUGCUCCAUGUGUCAUUGCUCCUUGUAGCAGCGCUACAGCAAAACUGUUUCCUUCGUUUCUGCUGUGGAGCCAUUAUGUCGGCAGCUCGGACCCAAAAGGAGAACAACGAUGCGGCCUGGGGCUGUCUAGGUCUCAGUCAGAAGGAGCUGGUCCUGGCUGAGGCCCUGCAGAUGGAGUAUGAUGCCCUUUCUAGAUUAAAGCAGGACAAGAAUUGUCCUGGAACCGGCCAGACUGAAUCUAGUGCUUCUAUCCAGACCAGGUCCAAAACUCCAAAUCCCUCUGUCGAGCAUCCAAGACCAGCCCCCAGUCAACCCAUUCCUGGCCCCACAGUAGGAAGGCUUCUGACAGGACUCUCUGGAUCCAACCCCUCUCUGAACCAACCUGGAGGUUCUCAGUCACCACCUUGCAUCCCAGCCAGGGUGCUCCCCCCUCAGGAAGGCUACACCAAAGAGUCCCUGUAUAUCCUGGACAGUACAGAGGUCAGAAGGUUUGGUAAAGGUGUAGAUUUCAGCCAUGGAGACUCUUUUGGAUGUGGGCCAGAAAGUUUUCCCAAAGGUUUUCACUCGUUUCCAGACGAUGAACCCCCUGCCAUCCCCCCACGACACCCCAUUCCCCAGUCACUGGCGUCAGAGAACCCUUUCCUAUCUGCCCCAGGGUCCACCGCACCCCGCAACUUGAACCUGUUCAAUCCUGAUGUGGAUCAGCCUAAAGUGACCUCAGAAGAACUCAACUAUGACAACAUUAACGAGUCUUUGUCCAGACUCAACGGGACCCGCCAGGCUUCUCAUGGUCGUAGUGCCAGUGUGGACCAACCAGGGAAACCCGUGGCUCGAAGUAAGACGCUCCCCCCUCAGGUUCCCCCCAGGACAUACAUGCCUGUGCCCAAGAGCAACAAGAACCAGCGACGGGUGUCUGCAGACCCGGUUUCGCUGGGCUCCAGGAUGAAUGGAUUUGGAUACGAGCUGUUCCAGGUGUCGGAGGAGAGAGACGAGGAGGUGGCGGCGUUCUGCCACAUGUUGGAUGUCUUGCGUUCGGCUUGCCCUCACAGUGAUCGCUCAAAGAACGCUGGCUUCAUUUGGUCUCCAUCAGUUUGUCACGAGGAGCUCCAUCAGGGUCUGGGGGUCAGCGUGAAGAUCACAAUCAUGAGUCAACACUUCAGAGAGCCGCUCACCUUCACCUGUGAUGGUUCGUCCACUGUGGACCUGCUGAUCUACCAGACUCUGUGCUACGCUCAGGAAGAUCUGGAUCACCUGGAUGUGGAUGAUUACCUGCUUAAGGUGUGCGGACAGGACGAGUUCCUCAACAACUCUCAGUCUCUGGCCAGUCUGGAAUUCGUUCAGCAGUGUCUGAAGUUUGACUGGGACGUUCGACUGAUCCUGAUCAGGAGGUCUGCCAUCAGCACCGAGCUGGCUCGCACGAACGAGGACGAUGAGAUGGCGUCCACCAUGAACCACAGCAUCCUGCUGCAGGAGCGACCAAUCAGACAGACGGUGACACGGGAGGCUCUGACUCUGCUGUUGGACACAUUUCAUAAUGAAGCAGAGUCCUUCCUGCUGUCAGAGGUGGAGUUGUCGCUGCAUGUGGAACGUCUCGUUCAAUCGGUGAAGGCGCUCUGCAGCUCGUUAGCAGCUGUGGAGACUCCAGACGUCACAGCUGCCCUCAACCAGCUGCCAGCAUGCCCCUGUCGCCUGCAGCCCAAAGUCCUGAAGGAUGCAUCAGUGCUGGCCAGCAGAGAGAACAGAGAGAAAGUUGUGGAGAAGUUGACAGCAGCCAUCUUGGAUCUAGUGGAGCUGUACUGUAGCACAUUUAAUGCCAACUUCCACACCAUACCGCAGAGCCACUGCUGCACGGCACCGGUCCAGGAAGCCGGCCUCGUCACCAAUGUGCUUUCUUUCAGUGUGUACGCCGCCCACCGCAUCCCAAUCACCUGGGCCGCAAGUUAUGAGGGUUUCUUCCUGUCCUGCUCACUGACCCAUGGGGGGGCAGAGCUCUGUGCCCCACAGCACACCAGCAAACAGUCUGUCAGCAAAUACCUGUUCCACCUGGUGGUGUGGGACCAAAGGGUGUGUUUCCCUGUCAAGAUUAACCAGCUGCCCAGAGAGUCUCAGCUGACGGUGACGCUGUACGCCAGCUGUCUGCCACCGCCUGGAGGAGCUGAGGACAAGGGGAAGCAGCGGCGCAGCAUCGAGGCUCUGGGCUGGGUCACCAUGCCACUCUUCAAUUUCAGGCACAUCCUGACAUGUGGCAGGAAGUUACUUGGUUUGUGGCCUUCAACCCCAGGGAGGAAUGGAAACGCCAGGACAAGUUCACCCAACUUCAGCCAACCAGACAGUGUCAUACUGCAGGUGGACUUUCCCACCUCAUCAUUUGAGGUUCAGUUUAGUACUCCUCCUCCAGCAGAGUUCUGUCCUCAGUAUGACUUCUCCAGACUGGACACCAUCAGUCAGAUUCAGCUCCAGGACGUCCUCCACAAGAAGGCUUUCUUCUGGUUGACAUUGGAGGACAAGCGCCUCCUCUGGGAGAAAAGGGCCUUCUGUCAGUCAGAGAGCGCAGCCCUGCCUCUGGUUCUAGCCAGCGCCCCCUGCUGGGAGUGGGCCUGCCUGCCUGAGAUCUACGCCCGGCUCCGACAGUGGGCCUGCCUUGGUCACCUGGAUGCCCUGGGACUUCUUCACGCCUCGUUCCCAGACCAGGAACUGAGGAGGACAGCAGUGCAGUGGAUGGACUCGAUCUCAGACCCUGAGCUGCUGGACGUCUUCCCGCAGCUCGUGCAGGCUUUGAAGUACGAGUGUUACCUGGACAGCUCUCUAGUCCGCUUCCUCCUGCGCAGAGCCAUUGGGGACAUUCGCAUCGCCCACUAUCUCUUCUGGCUGCUAAAGGACAACCUGCAGGACAGUCAGUUCAGCGCUCGCUACCAGCACCUUCUGGCCGCUCUGCUCUGCUGUGUGGGUCGAGGUCUCCGGGAGGAGUUUGACCGACAGUGCUGGCUCGUCUCCAUCCUCACCAAGGUGUCCCAGAAAGUUAGAGACACCGCGCCGUCCAACCGACAGUGUGUCCUUAGGGAGAGUCUGGAUGAGAUGAAGCAGUUUUUCUCUAUGAACGUGAGCUGCAGGCUUCCUCUUAACCCAGCGCUGCUCGUCAAAGGCAUCAACAUCCAGUCAUGUUCGUUCUUUAACUCCAAUGCUGUCCCGCUUAAGUUGAUCUUCCAAAACUUGGAUCCUCUGGGAGACAACAUUAGUGUCAUCUUCAAGUCAGGAGAUGAUCUGCGGCAGGAUAUGCUGACUCUGCAGAUGAUUCGCAUCAUGAACAAGAUCUGGAUCCAGGAGGGACUUGACAUGAGGAUGGUCAUCUUCAAGUGUUUCUCCACCAGCAGAGGACGAGGUAUGGUGGAGAUGAUUCCUCACGCUGACACUCUGAGGAAGAUCCAGGUGGAACAUGGAGUCACAGGUUCCUUUAAAGACCGACCCCUGGCAGACUGGCUACAGAAACACAACCCCACCGAUGAGCAGUAUGACAAGGCCGUGGAGAACUUCAUCUACUCUUGUGCCGGCUGCUGUGUUGCAACCUACAUCCUGGGAAUUUGUGACCGCCACAACGACAACAUCAUGCUGAAAACGAGCGGCCACAUGUUCCACAUAGACUUUGGGAAGUUUCUUGGACAUGCACAGAUGUUUGGAAACAUCAAGCGGGAUCGGGCCCCGUUCGUCUUCACCUCUGAUAUGGCCUAUGUCAUCAACGGAGGAGACAAACCAUCCAGUCGCUUCCAUGACUUUGUGGAUCUGUGCUGUGAGGCGUACAACCUGAUCAGGAAACACACACACCUGUUCCUCAACCUGCUGGGCCUGAUGUUGUCAUGUGGAAUUCCUGAACUGUCAGAUCUGGAGGAUCUAAAGUACGUGUACGAUGCUCUGAGACCUCACGAGUCUGAAGCCGAUGCCACCAUGUACUUCACCAGGUUGAUCGAGUCCAGUCUGGGCAGCGUUGCCACCAAACUAAACUUCUUCAUCCACAAUCUAGCUCAGAUGAAGUUUGCUUCUUCGGAGGAUCGGCCCACGCUCUCAUUUGUUCCCAGAGUUCACACAGUGAAGAGCGAUGGCGUCAUCAGGAGCCUCUAUGUCUGCAGAUACAUGCGCACAUCUGCCAGCAAGGGAUAUGCAUUUGUGGUAAAGGUGGAGAGGGAGGGUCAGCAGGAGGUGCAGCUCGUCCAGAGAACUUUCGAGGAGUUUCAAGAACUUCACAGUAAACUGAGACUCAUGUUCCCCUCGUCCAAACUGCCCAGUUUCCCUAGCCGCUUUGUGAUUGGCCGAUCCCGAGGAGAGGCAACAGCCGAUAGAAGGAAAGACGAACUCAAUGGUUACGUCUGGCACCUGAUUCACGCCACGCCAGAGGUUGCACAGUGUGACCUCGUCUACACUUUCUUCCACCCGCUGCCUAGAGAUGAGCGACCGGCAACGACGAGCAACAAGCCUGCAGAGCUGACCUGGUCUCCGGGGUCAGGUAAAGAACUGGGUGAAGUCAAACUCUCUAUCAGCUACAAGAACAACAAACUCUUCAUCAUGGUCAUGCACAUCCGGGGCCUGCAGCCUCUUCAGGACGGGACAGACCCAGACCCCUACGUAAAGCUGUACCUGCUCCCAGACCCUCAGAAGACAAGUAAGAAGAAGACAAAAGCUGCACGACGCACCUGCAACCCUACCUACAAUGAGAUGCUGGUGUAUGAACGCAUCCCUCAGGGGGAUCUGGACCAGAGGGUAGUCCACCUGCGGGUUUUGGGGGAGGGUGCCUUCUGGGAGAACACCCUGCUAGGGGAGACCUUCAUCCCUCUGAAGAGGCUGGUCCCAGGUCAGCAUUGGGUGGACUGGCACCAGCUGGGGGCCGCCAGCUCCGACUCAGUCCGCUGACACAAAGGGUUUAAAAGAAGAGAAGAAAGAGACAAGCGACUCUGCUUUCAGAAUAAAAGCCCAGGUUGUGCAAGGGGGUUUUAUGUAAUUUAAUGGAGGAAUCUCAAUUACAGAACAACAGACAGAAUUUAAUAUUCCUUUGAUCAAAUUAUAACUAAAUUAUUUUGCCACAAAUUAAUUUUUUUCCCUUGCUUUACCGAUGUGAUUCAUCAGAUGCAAAACAAACUAAUAAAGUAGUUUUAUCUUAAAUGUGAAAUUUAAUGUGAAGACUUUUAACUUUGUAGAAACCAGAUUUCAGAUUUUAUACUUUUAAAAACACAAACAGGUGGAGAGGGCACGAUUCAUCUGACAAACUAACAUCUGCUCCUAAUCAGGAUCGUAUUCCAAAUGUGUAUCCAUUGUCUUUAAGCUUAGAUCUGCUUCUUGUUUGUUUUACUGUCAACUCCAAACAGGAAAAAACGAUGACAGAAACACACGUGCGAACUCAAGUGACGUUGUUGUUGUUGUUAAGAAUGCUCACUGCACCAAAUCAAGGCUUCCAGUCAAUCAGUCUGGACCCUGAGCAGCACCUAUGAACUGGGGUUCACAGGGUUCAUCAUUCCACUACUGGUGUUCAUGUCAGUGUUCGACUUAUGAACAAACUGUCACGCUGGUAAAAAUGGUUCUGCGUAACAUAAAUUAAGUUUGUAGAUGUGAAGUCAGGGAAAGAUAAAACUUAAUUUCAAUGCCGCAUUAGAAAACAUGAUGACUGGGAACUCGAGUUCUUCAGAACCAGCACUGUACAGAGGCUGGAGAUUUUUUUUAUAGUGAGGACUGUGUUUCAUUUUAAGCUUUGAGCCUCUGUGUCUGGCAGAGACUUCUAUUUAAUAUUUGUCUCAUGGUUUGUUCCUACAUUUUCCUAUUUGUUUUCAUUCUGGCUGCAGUUAUUGUGGAAGUGAGGCCAGUUUCGUUUUUGCACUGUAGAAAAGACAAACUUGUGCUGUGACACAGUGACAGCUCUGCAAACGUUGCAGCAGUGUUGAUCUCUCUCAUUAAGACAACAAAAUGCUAAUUACCAGGUGGGGUCACAAACACUGUUUAGCCUUGGCAAAGCUACAAAUGUAGCUCAAUGACUAACAAACAAAACCCAGGUUUGCGGCUGUAGUGUCUGUUUUCUUGUGUUUCGUGUAGAAACUGACCCUGAGCAGCGUUGUGGGGUUGAAUCGGUCUUCACCUCAUCUGAACCUCAGACGGCCUUUGUAAGGUGGACUUGUGCACAAACCUGGGGUCGCGUUGGUCUCUGGUUUGAGUCCUGAGACACCUCGGACACGGGGACAGAAUGUAGGUUCAAAAUGAACUUGGUUUGUACUGUACAUACUGAACUUAAUCUAAAUGUGAUUGGAUUUUGCCACAUUCUGAUUUAGAUAACUCAUAGAAAGAAGCGGUUAUUAAUGUGUAACAUGUUUUUUUUUUAUUAUUUGCACUACAAAAUAAACUUGAACUUCA